Molecule: messenger RNA, 3030 nt
Organism: Rotaria socialis
Lineage: Eukaryota; Metazoa; Rotifera; Eurotatoria; Philodinida; Philodinidae
Source: the annotation of a GenBank genome assembly
AUGAAUAGCCUCAAUCGUUUACGAUCAUCAAUUAAUCGUUCAUUUAUUUCAUCGAAAACUAAUGAUUCAAAUUCGGAUUUAGUCGCACAAGAAGGAUUUUCAAUAUUAAAUCGUCAUUUCACUGCACAUAAACGUUUCGAUCUAUCCGCCAAUAGUCAACAACAAUUCGCAGCGUCUUUAGAAACUUUAAAUCAAAUAAAUAAUACAUUAUCACAAUCAUCGACUGGUGGGAUCGAACGAAAUGGAGAUAAUAGUGGAGUUGUAUCAAAUAAUAAAAAACGUACACUCAAUACAAUACCAGGCGUUUUUUGUCCAAUUGCUUUGUCAAUGUUUGCUAUAUCGAUAUUUAUGCGUAUGAGUUUUGUUAUUGCACAUGCAGGUGUUUUACAAGCACUAUUACAAUUAGGUCUUUGUUUUUUAAUACUUUUUUGUACAUUAUUAAGUGUUUGUGCAUUAGCAACCAAUGGGGCUAUUGACGGUGGUGGUGUCUAUCAUAUGAUAUCGCGUACAUUAGGACCAGAAUUCGGUGGUGCUAUAGGUCUGUUAUUUUUCUGCGCAAAUAUUAUUAGUAAUGGGCAAAGUGUAGCUGCCCUUGUUGAAGCAUUAGUUGAAAGUUUUGGACGAGGAAGCGAGUCAAAUAUUUUUCAUGGAACACAUUGGUGGAGGUUUUUAUAUGGAACAUUAAUUAAUAUGGUUAGUCUAAUAACAUGUUUACUUGGUUCAUCGUUAUUCUCUGUGGCUGCAUUUUUUAUAUUUAUUCUUGUAUGUUUUGUUUAUCUUAUGGUUGUUUUAUCAUUUUUUAUUGUUGGUCCUCAUCUUGUUUUGAUACCAAAAGUGAAUUCAUAUGCUUAUGAUAAUCAACCAUUUCUAAAUAACAAAACAGAUUUUCUCUAUGGACAUUACACGAGUUUUAGUUCAGCGACGAUGAAAGAAAAUCUUUAUGGAAAUUAUACAAUUGAUUAUACAACUGGCAACACAAUGAAUUUUGCUACUGUUUUUGGCAUUCUGUUUUCUAGUAUAACUGGUCUAUUGGCUGGAGCGAAUAUGUCAGGUGAAUUAAAACAGCCAAGUCGAAGUAUUCCAUCUGGUUCAAUAUCUGCCAUUGUAUUCGUAUUUUUCAUAUUUACUACAGAAACAUUUCUCAUAGCUGGAACAACAGAUCGAUAUACCUUAUUAAAUAAUUAUUUAUUUUUACAAGAUAUCAAUAUUUGGAAACCAUUUGUUAUAAUAGGAAUAAUAGCUGCCGUGUUUUCUGCAUGUCUCUCUGGAAUGAUUGGUGCAUCAAGAAUAUUAGAAGCAUUAUCUGCCGAUGAAAUAUUUGGUUCAAUGUUACAUUGGGUUCGACUUGGAACCACACGUCGUGGUAAUCCCAUGGCAGCUGUAUUGUUUACUUUUAUUCUUGUUGAAUUAACUUUAUUGAUUGGUUCAAUGAAUAAAAUAGCUCGAAUAGUAACAAUAUUUUUUCUUCUUGCUUAUUUUGCUGUUAAUCUAUCCUGUCUGGCACUUGAUUUGGCUUCAGCACCAAAUUUCCGGCCCACAUUUAAAUAUUUUUCUUGGCAUACAGCAUUAAUUGGUGCUAUCGGAGCAAUAACAAUGUGUUUUAUUGUAUCGGCUGUAUUUGCUUCGAUUGCUAUUGGAAUUUUAGUUGGUCUUAUUGCCAUGUUACAUCUACGAGAUUUUCCACGAGCGUCAUGGGGUUCAAUAUCUCAAGCAUUGAUUUUCCAUCAGGUACGAAAAUAUCUUCUUCUGCUUGAUCCACGUAAAGAACAUGUGAAAUUUUGGCGUCCACAAUUGUUACUGCUCGUGGCAAAUCCACGUUCAGCAAUGAAUCUAAUUGAUUUUAUAAAUGAUAUGAAAAAAGGCGGACUUUUUAUAUUAGGCCAUGUUAAAGUAAAUAACCAUUGCUCAAACGAUACUUGCACAUCAGAAUAUCCCUAUUGGAUAUCUUUAAUUGAUCAUAUGAAAAUAAAAGCGUUUGUUGACAUGACAGCUGCACCGAAUAUUCGAGAUGGUGCAACACAAUUAAUAAGAUUAUCGGGCUUAGGUGGCCUUCGUCCGAAUACAGUUAUUCUUGGUUUCUAUGAUGAUACGAUUCCAGAAGAUAAAUUACGCAGUCGACCUUUUUUUAAACGACAUUGGCUUAUACCGACUCGAUUAAGAAAUCCAUCGCUUCUUCGACUACAACAUCAAAUGUCUGGAUCGGAUGAUGUCGAAAGUACGAGCAAUAUCGGUAGACAAAAUUCCUCGAACACUUUAGCAUCUUCGAAUGACAAUGAUUUACAAUCAAUACUUCAGUUUCCAGUAUUACGACAAAAGAAUGAAGAAAAAUUACUUGAUGUUAGUUCGUAUGUGCAAAUUAUUCAAGAUGCACUUUAUCUUAAUAAAAGUGUUUGCCUUGCACGAAAUUUCCCACUGUUGAAAAAAGAUAAUAUUGAAGUUGAUAAACGAAAAGUAUUCGUUGAUGUUUGGCCGGUAAAUUUCAUUUUUCCUGAAACAUCAAAACAAUUUGAUGUCACAUGUCUUUACAUGCUUCAAUUAGCAACUAUAGUUUCAAUGGUAAAACCGUGGAAAACUCAUGCUGUAUUACGUGUUUUUCUUUGUAUUGAUGCUCUCAAUGAUAAUGCAUUUCGUAUCCAGCAUUAUCUCGAUGAGUUGUUAAGUCAACUCCGUAUUAAUGCUCAAACACGAAUGGUUUCUUGGGAAAAUGUAACCAACGUUUUAAAUAAUCCAUCAAUAAUUAAUGAAAAUCCCGCAACGAUUCCUAUUGAUCAAGCACAAACAGCAAAUUCAACAACAGCAUCGCCUACAAACGAAUUUAUUGAUGUCAAUAAUGAAUAUAUUCGUAGUAUCAAUGAACUUAUUCGACAACAAUGUGACAAUACAUCAUGUCUAUAUUUAUAUUUACCACGACCACCACGUGACAAAUCUCUGUUUCCACGUUAUAUAAAAGUUCUUGAAAUGAUAUCAAACAAUUUACCCCCGGUUAUGUUUGUUCACGGUGUUUCUUCGGUAACCUGUAUACAAUUGUAA